Molecule: messenger RNA, 1605 nt
Organism: Helicoverpa zea (corn earworm)
Lineage: Eukaryota; Metazoa; Arthropoda; Insecta; Lepidoptera; Noctuidae
Product: cysteine synthase-like
Exons: 10
Coding region: 1-1515 (504 amino acids)
Cellular component (GO): cytoplasm
Molecular function (GO): cysteine synthase activity; cystathionine beta-synthase activity
Source: RefSeq, a predicted model, not a curated record
AUGUACAAGAAGACCGGCAACUUAGUGAGCAUUAGGAGACGACUUGAUACUAAGGAACCACAGAAUGGGCAUGGAAAAGCUGACAGCAAGGUGUAUAACAGCGUCCUGGAACUAAUUGGGAAUACACCACUUGUCAAACUGAACAAGAUACCGAAAGACUAUGGAGUACAAUGUGAAGUUUAUGCCAAAUGCGAAUUUAUGAACCCUGGUGGCUCCAUAAAGGAUAGAAUCGCUUUAGCGAUGAUCCAGGAUGCCAGGAAACGAGGACUCGUGAAUAAUGGCACUGAAUUCGUUGAAUCAACUUCUGGAAAUACUGGAAUCGGCAUUGCUCUUAAUGCCGCGCUCAUGGGAAAUAAGUGUAUAAUUGUAACUCAAGAUAAGAAUUCGUCGGAAAAAGUAAAUACUAUGCGUUUGUUGGGAGCCGAAGUGAUCCAAACCAAAACAGGUGAUCUGGAAAUAUCUAUCGCUCGUCAGCUCAAAGACGACAAUCCCGAUACGAUGGUGAUGUUAAACCAAUUCGACAAUGAAGUUAACCCGAUGACCCACUUCGAAAACACUGGUGAAGAAAUAGUAUCAGCAUUAGGUGAUGUAGACGUGGUGGUGUUAGGAGCAGGCACUGGUGGCACCAUGACUGGUGUUGGAAGGAGACUGAAGGAGAACAAUCCCAAAUGCAUAAUAGUAGCGGCUGAGCCUGAGGGUUCUACCUUGUUUAUUAAAAAAGGAAAACCUCAUUCCUCUUUGGUUGAAGGAAUUGGAGGAACUUGGGCACCGACCGUUCUAGAUAAGUCGGUAGUAGAUCAUGUAGAAAUGGUCACGGAUCAAGAAUCUUUCAUGAUGGCAAGGGAGCUUUCUAGAAAGGAGGGAUUGUUGUGCGGAGGAAGCAGUGGAUCUGCCAUGUGUGCAGCUAUCAAGGCUAUCAAAGCGCUGGAUAUCGGUGAGGGCAAGCGCGUUGUGGUUAUCCUGCCUGAUGGCAUCCGCAACUACAUGACUAAGUUCGUCAGCGACCAGUGGAUGGAAGCACACCACUUCAUAGAACCCCCACAGUAUACCAUGAAUUGGUGGACCCAUCCCAUAUCCGAAUUGCAUUUGGAUCGCACCUAUCCCAAGUUGAAUAAAACCUGCACUUGUUCGCAAGCCUUAGAGGCUAUGAAAGCUACCAACGUGAACAUUGCCGUCAUCGUCGAUAACAUUGGGCACUUCGUAGGAGUUGUUUCUAAAGACAGCCUUCGGAACAGGGCGACAAACCCCACUAAGCUACCUGGCCAGUCUUGCCUGGAGUAUGAUUUCGAAGACGUGGUGACUGAUCACCUUGACAAACACGUGUACACUCUCGCGGUAAACGCUGAGACGACCAAGCCUACGAUUGGCCUACUGUCCCGUAUACUGGAUAUCACUCCGUAUGUGAUCAUCGGAAAAGAAGGCUAUGAUGUCAGCGCCUUCUUCGUGCCAAGUGGAGUGGUGACCGGGGAUGAUGUUCUCGACUACAUACAUGAACACACUAGACCUUGCAACUAGAUGCAGAUCGCAGUUAAAUUCACCACAAAAGCUUUAUAUAUUUAUAAGCCGCUUAACAAUUAUUUUUUUAAAUAAAUUUAUUUUACCGCU